CGCUUGUGUUUCACUUGCUUUUGUCGUAGUAGAAACUGCUAGAAACUUGUCAAAGUGUAAAUAAGAGUCUCGAAUGAAAGCAGAACUUAUUGAUAGAGGGGAUUCAUCACACCAUUGACAUUGUACAUUGAAGUUCUAAUGAAGUGUAUUUUAUGUCAGGUCAGUUAACCGCUGUUUUAUAUUUGUUUGCUCCUGAACACAACCGUUCCGCUUUAGCAUGUUGUCUCGAGUACGGAGAGCACUGACAACGAGGAAGACGUUUAUCUCAUGUGUUUUAAUGCUAAAGUAACUUUAAAGUCUUUUUUAUAGCUGUAGAUGUUUUGUAAUUACAAAAGCGUGUUGUUGAAGGUGUUUUAUGUGUGUCAACAAAUGAAAAGACAGCAAAUAACUCAGUUUUACGCUGGAGCUGAGUUCAAGGUCCAGCUCGGAGUAAACAACAUUCGCAAGCCGGUUAACAUUACAUCCAACUGGUGUAGAAAUGUCAGAGUCGGCUGACAGUCGGACAAAAACGUUGAAUUUCAACGUUGGGGUUCUCGGACAUGUCGACAGCGGGAAGACAUCGCUCGCCAGGUCGCUGAGCAGCACCGCCUCCACGGCUGCCUUCGACAAGAACCCGCAGUCCCGGGAGAGAGGCAUCACGCUUGACCUCGGCUUCUCCUCCUUCACGGUGGAGCUUCCCGACCACCUGCGGGACAGCGAAGGCCAGAAGCAGUAUGACAAUCUGCAGUUUACCCUGGUGGAUUGUCCGGGACACGCCUCUCUUAUUCGGACUAUCAUUGGGGGUGCCCAAAUCAUUGACCUGAUGAUGCUGGUGGUGGAUGUGGUGAAAGGCGUGCAGACUCAGACUGCAGAGUGUCUGCUGAUAGGAGAGCUGACCUGCCCUCGCAUGGUGGUUGUUCUCAACAAGAUCGACCUGCUGCCUCCCAACAAAAGACAGAGUGCCAUUGAGAAAAUGACCAAGAGGCUGCACAAAACUCUGGAGAACACCAGAUUUAAGGAAUGUCCAGUGAUUGCUGUGGCAGCGAAGCCUGGGGGCCCGGAGGCUCCUGACACAGAGGAGCCACAAGCAGUGCCAGAGUUAAUAGAGCUUUUGAAGAAACAGACGUACCUCCCCCAGAGAGACCCCAAAGGUGACCUCCUGAUGGCUGUGGACCAUUGCUUCUCUAUCCGUGGUCAGGGAACAGUCAUGACAGGCACCAUCCUGCAGGGGUCGCUGGCCAUCAAUGACACUGUGGAAAUCCCAGCACUAAAGGUGACCAAGAAGAUAAAGUCGGUGCAGAUGUUUCGGAGACCGGUGUCGGGGGCCAUGCAGGGGGAUCGUGUGGGUGUGUGCGUGACACAGUUUGACCCCAAACUGUUAGAGCGGGGUGUGGUGUGCACCCCAGGGUCCCUGCGCACCCUCUAUGCAGCUCUCAUCUCUGUGAGGAAGAUCGGCUACUUCAAGGGCUCUCUAUCCACCCGAGCCAAGUUCCACAUCACCGUGGGCCAUGAGACAGUCAUGGCGAGGGUUACCUUCUUUGGCUUGCCACCCGUGGGUGCCUCAGAGCCCCCCUCAGUCACUAACCAACCUCCAUCACAGCCCUGCCCGCUGGAUACACCCUUCACCUUCGAGAGGGAGUACUUCCACCAGGAUGAAUAUGUCAUCGCUCAGGGAGAGGCGAGUCCAGGGUGUGACCCAGAGCAAUGGGCCCUGUUGGAGUUUGAGCGGCCAGUCACAUGCCCCUUACUCUGCCUGGUGAUUGGCUCAAAGCUGGACACAGACAUUCACGCCAAUGCAUGCCGCUUGGCCUUCCAAGGCCGUCUCCUCCAAGGGUUUGAAGAUAAAGGCUAUGCCGAGUCUGCUCUGCCUCGCCUGCGCAUCUUCAAGACCAAACACAAGGAGGGCCAGGUGGAACGGGUGACCGAUGAUUACACUGUGAUUGGCCGCAACCUGUUCAAGAAGGAGACCAACCUCCAGCUCUUCAUCGGGUUAAAGGUCACACUGUCAACGGGCGAGACUGGUGUCAUCGAGGGUGGGUUUGGACAGAGCGGGAAGUUCAAGAUUCGAGUGCAAGAGGGUCUCUGCCCAGAAACCAAGCAGUUGUUAUCCUCCACCUCUAAGAAGAAAGGGAAGGGUGGGAGCAAAGGAGGAGCAGCAAAUGAAGAGGAACCCAAAACUGAUUCCCAGCCUGUCAGCAUUCACUUGCAUUUCAAGCGGUAUGUCUUCGAUCCCCAUAAAAAGAUGGUCCAGUCUUGACCGGUGUUGCCCCCACUUCAGCCUGUCAUGGUGUCCUAGUGCUUCAGACAGGGCCGUCCCAGAGGUCAUGUAGAGGUGAAGGGAAUACUGGCCUCUGUAUCAGGGGUAUGAUCAUUUUCUUGUGAUGGCGACAGUCUGCUGAAAUGCAAUGAUUGUGGAAUGCUGAACGCAUGUGAAACCAUUUUCUUUUUGUCUCCCUUCAUGGAGAUGGACUUAAUCCAGUUUGCUUCAUCACAAGGGUGGAAGCAGCUUUUUUGUUCCCGAUGCUUUUGAGUUGUCUUAACCAAUCAGUACUGUUUUGUCUGAAUCAAUUCUUUUGACUUGCAGCAAACUUCUUUUUCAUUAUGUUUCUGAUUUCGCUGAGCCUUGAUUGGCAAAAACACAUCAGCUAGAAUUACAGAAAUACUUACUCAAGGAUUUCCACAGGUCACUGCACUCGCUUCUUGCUCUCUGGCUGGGAUAAAGGUCAUGUUUUAUUUUGGGUUUUAUUGACUGUGUGAUUUCAAAAGGAUUUGUUCGUAUUGCAAUAUUUCCCUUUGUCAUUUCAUUUGACUUUAUUGACAGUUUGUAGAGCCUUAUUUGGCCGAGGAUAGAGGUUAUCCCAGUCUAGAAGUUUCUUAAGAUGAAUGAGUGCUUUCAGAAAAAACGAAUAAAGCAAAACCUUUGCUAUAAAUGU
Molecule: messenger RNA, 2912 nt
Organism: Trematomus bernacchii (emerald rockcod)
Lineage: Eukaryota; Metazoa; Chordata; Actinopteri; Perciformes; Nototheniidae
Gene: eefsec
Product: eukaryotic elongation factor, selenocysteine-tRNA-specific
Exons: 7
Coding region: 479-2236 (585 amino acids)
Biological process (GO): selenocysteine incorporation
Molecular function (GO): GTP binding; translation elongation factor activity; GTPase activity
Source: RefSeq, a predicted model, not a curated record